CAUAGGUCUGGAUCAGGUCAAUCCUCUAGCUGUGGACAACACAGACGUAGCUCAGGUCAAUCUUCUGGCUUUGGGCAACAUGGAUUUGGAUCAGGUCAAUCCUCUAGUUAUGGACAACAUGGUUCUACUUCCGGACAGUCAUCAAACUUUGGACACCAUGGAUCUAACUCAUGUCAGUCUUCUAGCUAUGGUCAACAUGGGUAUGGCUCAGGUCAGUCUUCUUAUGGUCAACAUGGGUAUGGCUCAGGUCAGUCUUCUUAUGGUCAACAUGGUUCUGGCUCAGGUCAGUCUUCUUAUGGUCAACAUGGGUAUGGCUCAGGUCAGUCUUCUUAUGGUCAACAUGGUUCUGGCUCAGGUCAGUCUUCUUAUGGUCAACAUGGUUCUGGCUCAGGUCAGUCUUCUUAUGGUCAACAUGGUUCUGGCUCAGGUCAGUCUUCUUAUGGUCAACAUGGUUCUGGCUCAGGUCAGUCUUCUUAUGGUCAACAUGGUUCUGGCUCAGGUCAGUCUUCUUAUGGUCAACAUGGGUAUGGCUCAGGUCAGUCUUCUAGCUGUGGUCAACAUGGGUAUGGCUCAGGUCAGUCUUCCAGCUAUGGCCAACACAGGUCUGGAUCAGGUCAGCCUUAUUGCCAAUCUGGGUGUGGAUGGAGUCAGCCUUCUAGCUGUGGCCAACACAGAUCUGCCUCUCACCAUAGUCAACAUGGAUCUGGCUCAGGUCUGUGUUCUAGCUCUGAACAAUCUGGGUUUGAAUCUGGUCAGUAUUCUGGCACUGGACAAUAUGGGUCUGGCUCAUACAGCUCUGAACAAUGUGGCUUUGGAUCUGGUCAGUAUUCUGGCACUGACCAAUCUGGGUUUGGCUCAUCUCACUCAUCUAGCUCUGGACAAUAUGGUUUGGGAUCUGGUCAGUGUUCUGACUCCGAACAAUCUGGGUUUGGCUCAUCUCACUCAUCUAUCUCCAGACAAUCUGGUUUGGGAUCUGGUCAGUGUUCUGACACCGAACAAUAUGGUUAUGGCUCGUGUCAUUCAUCUUGCCCUAAACAAUGUGGUUCUGGAUCCAGUUGGUGUCCUAGCUAUGAGCAACAUGAAUUACAAGGAAGAUGUGGGUUAAUUUUAAUUGGUACUCAUGAUGAGGACAGUAAACCCAAAAUAGGCUCAACUCCCAAUCAAUCAAGAAGAAAUAGCCAGGAAUGGUCAGGGUACAAUGAAGAAGAAAGAAGUAGUGAGUCUGAGAGAUACGAGAGUAUUCAUGGACAAAGACAAGUAGAAAGCUCCUUGAGUUGUGGCUUUGGACAACCUACAGCCAACACACCCAAUUUAGUGUUAAUGUUCAAGGAGGAUAAUAGACAAGAUGGCCAUUAUUAUUAUCAGACAGAAGGCGAUAACUGUGGAUAUGGAAGCACCAACUCAAGUUCCCACAGUUUCAGUAGCAGCACUCCACUCUAUAAAUAUGUCCAAGAGCACAGGUGUUAAUUCUAAUGAUGAAUAAUAAAUAGAAGUGAAAUUAACUCAAGUAGUAAUUUAAAAAAUAAGAAACUAUAACAGACAAGCAACUUGUUAUAAAGCAUCUUUCUAAAAGUGAAUGUAUUUGUUUCUAUCUUUUUCAUUUGACUGUAUUCUAUUCAUUGCUAUUGGGUUCCUUCCAAAGAAUGUAGGGUAUGUGGGCUACAUUGCUAGGAAAUCCUGAGUUGAAUAAAUAAUGUGUGGGACUAAAUUUAGAAGCAUAAUAUAAAGUAUUUAUGGAGCCUAGGGUUUAGUUAAGGUGUCUUUUUGAGAGUUCACUAUACAUUAUUUAUGCCAAACUAAGCCUGCAUCUUUAAAAAGCAAAAAAUUAUACUACCAGUUCUGGAGCCAAAGCUUCUCUUACAUCAAUGUAAACCAUAAUUUUUGGUGUGCCCCACAUUGGAUGGUAGAAAGAAGAUCCUAAAAGCAAAGAUGUAAUGUAGGAAGUUUCCCAGUUUAUCAAAACCAUCAAGCCCUUAUUCUCAGGUGCAUCUUUCACCAGUAACCUACAGAGUCAUUAAAAAGUGGCACCAGGUGUUUGUUUCUCCCUAGCCAGUGAGUGAGAGCAUUAUUUCUUAAACAGCAGAGAUGGACCAGUUCAGGAUUAAGAAAUCCAAAUGAGGGCUCUGACUUGUUUUUAGCAAGAAAGAUGUUGCCCAAGAAUUUGCUCUACGUAAAAACAAAACAAUACAAAAACUGGAAGAGCAAUACCAUGGAAAUACAAUGGCUCCAACCUAUCUCUAUAGUUCAUUGGCCUUUCCACAUAGGAAAAUAGCCUUUAAACCCAGAGGGAAAGAAAGACUAAUCUGCCACUGCUGUAUAGUUGCUUGGUUUGACUAUAACAUAUUUGUUUCAAAUAACUGGACUGCAUUAAAA
Molecule: messenger RNA, 2373 nt
Organism: Myotis lucifugus (little brown bat)
Lineage: Eukaryota; Metazoa; Chordata; Mammalia; Chiroptera; Vespertilionidae
Exons: 2
Coding region: 80-1105 (341 amino acids)
Source: RefSeq, a predicted model, not a curated record